CCUCACGCAUCGCAUUGCGACAUUUAUUUGCUUUGAACAUAAAAACCCUCGAAAAGCCCCGGGGUCGUCGAAAAUAAUCAACCGCAAAUUCAACGAUCACUCAAGACAUCAAUCUUCAAAACAAACUACCCACCGUCACAAUGAAGUUCACUCUCGCCGCCGCUUCCACCUUGAUCGCCUCUGCUCUGGCAGCCACUCUCCCCAAGUCUUUCACUCUCGUUGCUGACGGCGGCAACACUGUCCUCACUGACAACUCCCACGCCAUCGUGGACGCUGAGCAGGCCAACACGCUGGAGAUCCUGCGCCUGACAAGCAACGACGGCGCCAGCAUCAGCUUCACCCAACAAGCCCUGCCACCCACUGCCUGGCAGAACUUCUACGCCAUCCCAGGUGAUGCCCAGCCUCUCGGCCUGACCCAACCUCACUCCGCGGACCACCCCACAGGCGCUGUGUUCGACAAGUGGGGCAUCACCGACGACGGCUACCUCACCUUCAACGGCGAGGACUCUUUCGGUCUUUCCGAGGACAACAAGCAGGUCUACUUCCUCGGAAAGGACUCCGAUAUCCCCAAGGUUUCUCUCUGGGUUAAGGAGCUCAAAUAGAUUGAUGCACUCUAUAUAGUUGGAGACUCGAGUAGUUGAUGACUUGAGGCCAUCAUCUACAUGUGGACAUAGUCUAGGCCGGUAUUGGACAUAUGGACAAUAGUAAAUAAUUCAAACAUAUCUACCAUAUAACCCUGACCCCUGCAGGUCCUAUCAUGUGACCAAAUCGGUAGAACUCCGAACUCACUCCUAAACGCUAAAUCCUGACCCC
Aspergillus pseudonomiae is the source of this 813-nucleotide messenger RNA. RefSeq lists its product as uncharacterized. The record is from RefSeq and is a predicted model, not a curated record. NCBI's taxonomy places the organism in Eukaryota, Fungi, Ascomycota, Eurotiomycetes, Eurotiales, Aspergillaceae. Bases 141 to 602 code for a protein of 153 amino acids. The transcript has 3 exons.